AUGGGGCGAGGGCCCGGGCGCUGUGCGGGGAGAGCCCCGCGGCGACGCCUCCUUCCCUGCCGGCGCGGCCCAGAUGAGGACAGCAACCUGGACCCGUCGCCCCUGCCCGACCUCGACUCGGAGAGCUGCUUCCCAGCCCGUGAGGAAGAGGAGGAGGAGGAAGAGCGCUGGCUGGAUGCGCUGGAGAAGGGAGAGCUGGACGACAACGGGGAGCUCAAGAAGGAGGUGGAUGAGUCCUUGCUCACGGCCAGGCAGAAAGCGCUGCUGCACAAGCAGCAGAGCCAGCCGCUGCUCGAGCUGCCCAUGGGCUACAAGACCAAGGAGCUGACGGAGGAGAUGCUGGUGAAGCGCGAGGAGCGGGCGCGCAAGCGGCGCCUGCAGGCGGCCAAGAAGGCGGAGGAGAACAAGAACCAGACCAUCGAGCGCCUCACCAAGACCAACAAGGCCAAGGUGAAGACUCUGCGCGAGCGCAAGGCCAAGCAGGCGCCCUGCCCCGUCGUGCACUACUGCAACACGGCCGAGUGCAUCACCGUGUCCUUCCCGGCC
This is a messenger RNA of Tinamus guttatus (white-throated tinamou), 546 nucleotides long. The record is from RefSeq and is a predicted model, not a curated record. NCBI's taxonomy places the organism in Eukaryota, Metazoa, Chordata, Aves, Tinamiformes, Tinamidae.